Molecule: messenger RNA, 1851 nt
Organism: Peniophora sp. CBMAI 1063
Lineage: Eukaryota; Fungi; Basidiomycota; Agaricomycetes; Russulales; Peniophoraceae
Source: the annotation of a GenBank genome assembly
AUGCAUGGAUGCGGCAUCUCUCUCGAUAUCUGGGCUCAGCCUUGCUCGAAGAUGUCGUCCAACCGCCCAUCCCACAUCUCGUACAUGGAUUCAUAUUCGGCUACCUUCUCCGCUUGGAAGGUAGCAUAUAGCAGCAUGCUUCCUACCAGGAGCAUCCAGUCGAAGGACGGGCGAGAUAUGCCCCGCUUCCAACAAGAGUUCUCGAUGUUCCUUCUCAAUCGACCCGAACUAGCUAUUCAUUAUCUCUGUGAACUGCUUCGCAUUCGGAACGAACCCGGUGCGCCACCAACCGCUGAAUCUCACUUUGUCGAGGCAGUGUGUGCUGUCGAUGCUACGCUCUGGAUCUCAUUGAACUUUCCCGAGCACAACGAUGACGGUGUCCAAAGAACAAGGAAAAACUGGUCGUGCUGGCUUAGAGCGGGAUUGCCCGUGUUCUGCAAGGAAGCUUUCCAAGCUCCGGACUAUUUUGGUGCCGAAUCUGCACAGGCUUUGCCUGGCUGGCAGGUCAAUGUCAUCGUAAUACUCGCCGCCAUCCUCUCGCAGACCACCCCGCUAGAUUUGCCAUCCCACUCAAGCUUGAACAAUGUUGUUGCACUCGAUUUGCCACCCGAUGAAUUGAGCCGCGUUUUGGAUGAAACUCAUGCGGCCCAGGAUGCUCUAUGGCCCGUGUUCUGGAAGCGUCACUCUAUCUUUGAAGGAAAAGGAAUCAUACGUGAUACUGAGGUAUGCAUGAGCCAGAUAAGAACGACGGGGGAAUUGCUCUGUCUUUUGAGAUGUAAUCUGUACCAACAUUGGGCGGUCUCCCACUGUUAUGAUUUCCUGGAGGCGCCGACUACUGUCUGGCUACGGAAGAUCGCGUUACUGCUGUGGCUUCACAGUGACGAUGACGCGGACUCAGACGACAAUCCUGAGCCUCGAUGGGCUUUAUUACCCAGGAUAUUUGCUCCAUAUGUUCACGCUUACGAGCAAGAAAUCGACAUCGACCGUCCGGAGUUGGUAGCUUUCGUUUGUGAUGAGCUACUUUCUCGUCAGACUGCCGAAGCCUUCUUCCUGGGAGUUCGCGCUGGGCUAGGACAACGGCAGCUAUGGGGAUCUUCCCUCAAUGAUAUCAUGAUCAUCAUAUAUAUCCUCAUCACCAGCAGUACAACACUAUUGUCUUCGUGCGUGUCCGCGCGCGUCUUCUCGGAAGUCCCCUUGGCGAUAUACCGUCACGAGCAUAAUGCCGAGGGUGGUGAAAACAGGAAGAUCCCGCUUCAGCGGACGGUUAAAGCAUUUUAUCACGUAUUGCAUGGUUGUGCUACGAAGCUGGAAGCCGAUUCAGAUACGGGAUAUCUACUGAUCGAUUGCAAGUUCUUUGACGUGUACUACCGUACAACUGUAUCCAGUCUUUCCACGCAAGGCGGCGUCGACUGGGCCAUCGCAGCCACGAAAGGCAUAUCGGAAAUGGUACUGACACUGUGCUUCAGACACUUCGCACGCUAUCACGAACUCCAACAAGCCAUAUCUGCGAUGUGGUAUAGAGUACUCAAGCGCAUUCGCGACAUGUCUGCCGUUCGACCUGCGGACGAGUCGUUGCGCACUCUCAUCGUACUAUGGAGAGAAUUCGGAACCCGGGCGGAUCUGAACGAGAAGGCGGAGAGACGCGCAUACGAUGAUGCAAAGCUGGCGGCGCAGAAGUGCGCUUGGACUGCGUGCGAGUGGCACAAGACUCCCCCUUCUACAUCGACGCGUCUAUGCGUGGGCUGCGGUGAAGUGCGCUAUUGCAGUAAAGCGUGCCAAGUGAAAGAUUGGAAGGAAGGUGGACACAAGGCAAGAUGCAGGCGCCUCAAGGCACCCGCACCUGCAGGGUGA